AUGGCCGCGGAACCCCUUUCCAAUGGCGUCGGUGCCAACAACAAGAAGGUGGCCUACUUCUACGACUCUGAUGUGGGCAACUACGCCUAUGUCUCCGGACACCCCAUGAAGCCUCAUCGCAUACGCAUGACCCACAGCUUGGUCAUGAAUUACGGCCUGUACAAGAAGAUGGAGAUCUACGUAAGACUUCCUAUAUCCCGCUAUGAGCCACAGAAAAGCGCCCAUUCUAAUGCGCAAACCAAACAGCGUGCGAAGCCGGCUUCGAAGUACGAAAUGACCCAGUUCCACACCGAUGAAUACAUCGACUUCUUGUCAAAAGUGACGCCAGACAACAUGGAUCAGUUCUCGAAGGAGCAAAGCCGAUACAAUGUAGGUGACGACUGCCCGGUUUUUGAUGGUCUGUUCGAAUUCUGCGGUAUCAGUGCUGGUGGCAGCAUGGAAGGCGCUGCGCGGUUGAACCGCGGCAAGUGCGACGUCGCUGUCAACUGGGCUGGUGGUCUUCACCAUGCGAAAAAGAGCGAAGCUAGUGGUUUCUGCUACGUAAACGACAUUGUUCUCGGCAUCCUCGAGUUGCUUCGAUUCAAGCAGCGCGUCCUCUACGUUGAUAUCGAUGUUCACCAUGGUGAUGGUGUUGAAGAAGCGUUCUACACCACAGAUCGCGUCAUGACAGUCUCGUUCCACAAGUAUGGCGAAUAUUUCCCCGGUACCGGUGAACUCCGUGAUAUUGGUGUCGGCUCGGGCAAAUACUAUGCCGUCAAUUUCCCUCUCCGCGAUGGUAUCAACGACGCCUCCUACAAGAGCAUUUUCGAGCCUGUGAUCAAGAGCGUCAUGGAAUGGUACCGCCCAGAGGCUGUGGUCCUUCAGUGUGGGGGUGACAGUUUGUCUGGUGAUCGUCUCGGUUGCUUUAACCUCAGUAUGCGCGGACAUGCCAACUGCGUCAACUUCAUUAAGAGUUUCGACCUGCCGACUUUGAUCCUCGGUGGUGGUGGUUACACCAUGCGCAACGUUGCACGUACCUGGGCCUUCGAAACUGGUAUCCUUGUCGGAGAUAACUUGGAAUCUGAGCUACCCUACAACGACUACUAUGAGUAUUUCGCUCCCGAUUAUGAGCUUGACGUCCGUCCCUCGAACAUGGACAAUGCCAACACAAAGGAUUACCUGGACAAGAUUCGCAACCAGGUCGUUGAAAAUCUCAAACGCACGGCCUUUGCGCCGUCGGUUCAGAUGACUGAUGUACCGCGCAAUUCCCUCCUGGAUGGCAUGGAUGACGAAGCCGAUGAUAUUCUCGAUGACCUGGAUGAAGAUGAGAACAAGGACAAGCGAUUCACCCAGCGCCGCUUCGAUCAGUACGUAGAGAAACCUGGGGAGCUUAGUGAGAGCGAGGAUGAGGAGGAGAAUGCAGCCAAUGGUGUCCGUCGUCAACCCGGUGCUCUUCGUCGCCGAAACCAAGCCAACUACAGAAAUCUUGAUCCUGCAGACUCUGGCCUCGACAGCGGCAUGGCUACUCCCCUCGAAGCAUCCUCAAUUGCCGACAACGAAAUGGAUAUUGCCUUUGACUCAAAGAUGGCAGAUGCCCCAAGAACUGAUCCCGACACGGCAGCCACUGCCAAUGACCAGGAUACCCCAGUGGCUGAUUCGGACCGCAUGGUACUAGAGGGAGAAGAUAAGGGUAUGUCUGCAGCCGUGUCUCAGCAACCAUCUCCUACGCGCGAUGAAGAUACCACAAUGGAAGACGCCAGUGCACCAGCCACAGAGACUGAGCAGUCUGGUGCAGCCGAAACUCAGGAUGAGAAGAAACCUGAGGCAUUCCCUGCCGCUGAGGAAAUAUCUAAAGCACACCUGUCUCCCUCCGGGGCCCAAUCGCUUUCGAAGGAGUCUUCAGCACCCGCAGUAGAGGGCUCUGCGCAAUUCACGCCGGCUGGCGAUUCCGAGGAGGCCCAGGGAGCACCUGCAGCGUCUGUUGAAGAACUGACAACGAAGGAGGAAUAA
Penicillium canariense is the source of this 1989-nucleotide messenger RNA. It is a transcript of the gene rpdA, whose product is annotated as histone deacetylase RPD3. The coding region runs from base 1 to 1989 and encodes 662 amino acids. The record is from RefSeq and is a predicted model, not a curated record. Gene Ontology annotation, molecular function: histone deacetylase activity. NCBI's taxonomy places the organism in Eukaryota, Fungi, Ascomycota, Eurotiomycetes, Eurotiales, Aspergillaceae. The transcript has 3 exons.